Molecule: messenger RNA, 744 nt
Organism: Vanrija pseudolonga
Lineage: Eukaryota; Fungi; Basidiomycota; Tremellomycetes; Trichosporonales; Trichosporonaceae
Product: 3-oxoacyl-[acyl-carrier-protein] reductase FabG
Exons: 6
Coding region: 1-744 (247 amino acids)
Molecular function (GO): oxidoreductase activity, acting on the CH-OH group of donors, NAD or NADP as acceptor
Source: RefSeq, a predicted model, not a curated record
AUGCCCCGCCUCGAGAACAAGAUCGCAAUCGUUACCGGCGCCACGUCGGGCAUCGGCAAAGCCACCGUCGAGCUCUUCGUGGAGGAAGGCGCGCGUGUCGUCGCGCUCGACGUCAACGCACCGUCCGAGCCCCUGCCCCAGGGGGUCCACUUCAUCAAGGGCUCGGUAGCCGACACGGCCCUCUGGGACCAGGCGAUCGCCGACGCGCAGAGCAAGUGGGGCACGCCGGACGUGCUCGUCAACGCGGCGGGCGUGUCGACUGGCGCGCUGCUCCACGAGCUCACGGACGACGACUUUGACUUUGUGUUUGGCAUCAACUUCCGCGCGCCGAUGAAGGGCAUGCAGGCUGUCAUUCGGGCGCUGCUGGCCGAGGGCAAGCCGGGCUCGAUUGUCAACAUCUCGAGCGUGCUUGGCCACGUUGCCCUCCCAGCCAAGACGGCGUACGGCGUGUCCAAGGCCGGACUGUCCCACCUCACCGCUAUCGCUGCCAAGGAGUACGGCGAGAAGGGGAUCCGCGUCAACGCGAUCGCGCCGGCCAUGGUGCGGACUGCUAAUCGCGGUUAUGCAGGCAUGACGUCCUCCUCCGAAGUCACUGCCCGCCUCGACACGCUCGUGGACCGCACGUCGCUCAAGCGCUGGGGCGAGCCGCGCGAGAUUGCCCAGAGCAUCCUCUUCCUUGCCUCCGAUGACUCGAGCCUCGUCACGGGCACAGUGCUCAAGGCGGACGCGGGGUACACUACGUAG